Molecule: messenger RNA, 1020 nt
Organism: Mugil cephalus (flathead mullet)
Lineage: Eukaryota; Metazoa; Chordata; Actinopteri; Mugiliformes; Mugilidae
Gene: nol7
Product: nucleolar protein 7
Exons: 8
Coding region: 4-714 (236 amino acids)
Cellular component (GO): nucleus
Molecular function (GO): RNA binding
Source: RefSeq, a predicted model, not a curated record
CUGAUGACGUAUCCCCGCUCACCCAACAUGGCGAAGAAACAACGUGGGGGAACGGGUUCGUCUUCGAAGGGCAGCGAAAAACCGACAGAAAAGCUCAACUUGGUGCUUGACUCCAGUGACGAUGAGGCUCCAGAGGAGGUCACAUUUGAGGACUCGAAAGCGGAGGCCUUUCGGAGCAUGAAGCAGACGCUGGACACAGCCAGAAGGGAGAAGGAGCUGCUGAAAGAGAAGAGGAGGAAGAGACAGGAGCUGUUCCAGGAGCAGAAGAAGCGGAAGCUCUUGCCGGCCGACGUGUUGGAGGAAAUCGACUCGACUCCUUCGAAGACACAGAAACAGUCUGAAAACAAAGAUGAAGAGGAGGAGCCUGAGGAGGAAGAUGAAACGAGGAAGAAGAAGAAGAAGAAAAGGAAGAGUGGGAAGUUGGCGCACUCCAGAAAUCUGAAGGGAAACUACACCGUGACGACCGUGAAGGAGCCGGCGGGGACGUCGUCUUUCCAGCAGCAGGCGGCCGAGGAUUUCCUCCAGUCCAGACUGUACGGAGCAGGAAGCCUCAGGACCACAAGUAACGAGAUGCUCUCCCUCCAGAACAAGAAGGGGAGGAAUAAAAGUGCAGCAGUGCAGUUUGUCAAGAAGGACUGGGCUUCUAAGGAAAAAGCCAAAGCAGAGAAGUUGAAGAAGAGAUGGAUCCACAAACAGAAGGUUCCUUCCUGCUGACGAGACAAACGGAGCCGAACGCCGUCUCCAGUGAAAAGUACGUCGGUCAAGUUCCAGAAACAUGGAAGACGACGUGGUUGAAGCUUCGUGGCGACUUUACAAAACAUAAAUGAGGUUUUUAUUACCUGAAAAACCUUUUAGGAGGUGGUUCAUCUGUGAUUAUGGACCGGGACGUUUUCCAAUAACACCGAAACUGGGUGUUGAGGUUGAGGAGCAGAAGUCAUUUAAUGGAGAAUGUUUGUGAUUCUGCUCUGGUUUUCUUUUUCUAUUUACUGCUUGAAUAAAUGUCCUUUAUCAUUUUCUGAA